Molecule: messenger RNA, 657 nt
Organism: Hansenula anomala
Lineage: Eukaryota; Fungi; Ascomycota; Saccharomycetes; Phaffomycetales; Wickerhamomycetaceae
Exons: 1
Coding region: 1-657 (218 amino acids)
Source: RefSeq, a predicted model, not a curated record
AUGAUUUAUACAACACCAACUGUUGUUCCAGCUCAUCAACAACAACAAGUUCAAUUCCCACAAACACAUUCAUCUUCUUCACCUGUUAAAAUUGAAACCACCUUACCUUCAAACCCACCAUCUGCAUCUUCACAAGCUUCUUCGCCAACAUCAACACAUCAUAGUUCACCAAUCCAUCAACAAGCACAAUUCCCUAUCCCACCACCACAACAACCAAUUCAAGUUCCUGUUCAACCAACAGCUCCAGUCUUGGUGACACCAGCACGCACACCUAAACCAUCAUCAAUCCCAGCAUCAAAAUCACCAAUUGGCGGUUCAACAUUAACAUUCAGAUUGAAGAAUAAACAACCACCAACAAUCAUUCAAUCAGACUACCAAUCAACAUCAACAAUGACACCAGUGUCACAUUCAUCAAGAACUAGACAAAAACCAGUCAUGAAAGUGAAUCCUACACCAUCAAAAUCAUCACCUGUUAAAACUAUUGAAAAGGAAAAUGUGUCACCAAAUAGUUCACCAUUGAAAAAACAACAAUUGGAAAAUGGUAAAGAACGUAUUGUUUUGAAAGAGUUGAGUUUUAAUCCAAAGGGUAAACCAAAUAAAAAAGAUGAUGAAGAUCAAUGUGUGGCGAAUUUAUUGAAUUUGAGAAAUUGGAAAUGA